CGCACAGAACGAAGUUGACUCAAUUGACUCAACCUCACGACCACCUGUAGGAAAUGACUCUGCAGUUGACUCAAUGGCUGCCACUGAAACUGACUCUGAAGAGAACGCUUAUUUCCCUCAUUCGUAUCACGACGAAACGCAAAGCGAAACGGCUCCGGGCCGGAGCUUUGCGGCGUUUCAGAGAAAACUACACUCGGAUAGUUCACGAAAAAGAGGAAUGCCAAAAAACUGUAGGAGGAGGCGACGCAGCCAGAAGAACUUGAGGACGCUGGAGAACGAUUUGGAAAAGGAUAGCUUAGGAUACUCAUCCUUGCCCCCGUAGGAUACUUUUCGUGGAAAAUGUUGUUUGACUUAAUGAAAGGAAAUCAUUUAUUAUUAAAAUGAUAUUGAACACAUCACCGAGGCAUGCGAUAAUUUGGGUUACAUGCGGCUAUUCGGAAUCGACAAGGAGAAUAAUUUUGUUGAUCAGCGACUUCAUCUACAUUGGACUAAAAGAUAAAAAUGAAUACAAGUAAACCCACGACAUUGGAAUAAUAAUCACAGUUACAAGAGAUAAUUUAGGAAACUUAUAAAAGAGGUAAUAAAUGACAGAAUAUGUUGAGAUCAACAUGAGUCAACUGUUGACGUAUCAACAGCCAUAGCUUGGCGCUCAGCUAGUACUGAAACGAACAAAAUUCAUGAGCUGGAAGCACUAGCAGACGUCUAGAAUAUGACGGCAAGUUCUCCAGGAAACUUGAUACAUUUAUAAGAAUCUGAGCUCCGUGACAUGAAGUCAGACCUUAUUCAAUAAAGUUAAUACAGUUAAUAAUAAAGUGAAGACUUUAGCCAAUAAAGUUAAUAUUUUAUUAAUAAAAAAUCGCUCUCUGAGAUCAAUAUUUUAAAGUCAAAUCAAUUCCUUCAAGUUUCACUUUCAAUUUUGGAAUACAAUUGAGGUCUUGGGCCUGAUAAUUAUGGGAAAUACAUUGCCUCAUUCACUGGAACAGUCGGUCUUUCAAUGCAAAAAUCACUUCGACAAGACCUACUGCCAUUGACUUAUACAUUUGUACAUUUCGGUUCCGUUUUAAGGAAGUACAUCGAGAUACAAUCUUCUUAGCCCCGAUGGCACGUAUAACCGGUUAGUCCGUAAAACCAAACAUUAUUUAUUGAAGACGGUUUAGUUUUUUUUUACUUAGACAAGAUAUAAUCUGAUUGAGGACAGCAGGUCCUCAAUCACAACCGUACAAGAUUUAGAUCACGAAAAGGUUCCAGUUCUGUAGCUGUUAUAUUCAACGGUUCAUCCAAUACUUCAACGGUUCAAUAGACUGGUUUUUUAUUACAUGAUGACGAGGAGACGCAUUCAAUAGGUAAUAAUAAUAAUUUUAAAAAUACUGU
This is a messenger RNA of Hyalella azteca, 1371 nucleotides long. RefSeq lists its product as uncharacterized. NCBI's taxonomy places the organism in Eukaryota, Metazoa, Arthropoda, Malacostraca, Amphipoda, Hyalellidae. The record is from RefSeq and is a predicted model, not a curated record.